AUGGCCCAUCAUGACUUCCAGAGGUGCAAACAUACAAGUAAGCUCGAUGCUAUUCGAGAGAAACUGCGGGAAGGUCCCGGCUUUGCCGAUUUUGUGUCUGAAGACCGUCCUAAAGACUGGGAGGAUUAUGAAGGCAAAUUGAAGAGAGAAAAAGGAGAAGCGGAAAGAUUGAGGCUGCCUCCCUGGUUGAAAACCACUAUACCUACUGGGUCAAAGUUCAGUGGGAUAAAGAAGCAGCUUCGUGAGUUGAAACUGAGCACAGUGUGUGAGGAAGCACGCUGCCCUAACAUCGGGGAGUGCUGGAGCGGGGGCAAACAUGGCACAUCUACAGCUACUAUAAUGUUGAUGGGCGACACGUGCACCCGAGGCUGCAUGUUCUGCUCAGUGAAGACGUCCCGCCGGCCGCCGCCGCUGGACCCGCUCGAGCCACGCAACACCGCGCACGCAAUCAACCAGUGGGGGCUCGGGUACAUCGUGCUCACCUCCGUCGAUAGAGACGACUUGCCCGAUGGUGGAUCUGCUCAUUUCGCUGAAACUGUAAGGGAAAUCAAAAGACAGAAUAAGGACAUCCUGGUGGAAUGUCUAGUGCCAGACUUCAGAGGUAACCGGGAUUGUAUUCAGACCAUAGCGGAGUGCGGGCUGGACGUGUUUGCACAUAACAUAGAGACGGUCGAGCGACUCACACCCUUCGUCAGGGAUCCUAGAGCUGGAUAUCGUCAGACUCUGAAGGUACUGCAGACAGCCAAGGAAGUGAACCCGGACCUAAUAACCAAGUCCUCGAUCAUGCUGGGACUUGGCGAGACUGACGCGCAAGUCGAACAAACUAUGAAAGACCUUCGCGAGGCGGGUGUCGACUGUCUAACAUUAGGCCAAUACAUGCAGCCAACAAAACGACAUCUAAAAGUCUUUGAAUACGUCACUCCGGCUAAAUUCAAGGAGUGGGAGGUCCGGGGCAAUGAACUCGGGUUCCUGUAUACCGCCAGUGGACCUCUCGUCAGGUCCUCAUACAGAGCUGGAGAGUUCUUCAUCACCAGCUUACUCAAAGACAGGAAGGCGAAAAGUUUGUGACAUGAAGAUUAGUUGAUAUGCCGAAUGGAUUCCGAUUUUGAUAUCGAUAUUCCGAUUUUUAUAUCGAUGUUCCUAUUAUGAUAUCGAUAUUUCGAUCUAUCCAAUACACUGACAUCACUCAUUCUAGUUUAUUGUAUAUCUAUAUAUUAAUACGUGAAGCAAAAACUUUGUAAUUCUUUUUACGAAAAUUGCGCGGACGUAGGAGCAUAAAAUUUGGUACACUUAUAGUUUAUGUGUAGGAGAAGUGCAUAGCGCUAAUAUUUUUCAAAAAUAAUGCUUAUAAAGUACAUUAAAUCAAUAAAUAAAAUAUUACACACACAUGCAUAGUAUCUGAUCGUAUUUGACAAAACGUCAAAAUCGAUAGAUAUUGCGAUGAUAUUCUCACGUCUCAUAUGAAAAGAGUUUUAUAAAAGAGUUUGAGUUAAAUAAAAAUUAUCCUUCAACGUACGUUAAGUGGUAUUGUAAAUUAAAUCAUAUAUGGUCGAAUUUCGGCCACUAGGCGACCACUAGUUGUAUUUUAUACGCCAGGGAUUCCCAACCACUUUUUGGGUUUACUGAAGGCAAAAGUGGCAUGAUAAUAAUACGAAUAUGAUCGAGUUGAGAAACCCUGGUGUAUACAAUUUUCGACAUGGCCCACUGUUUUGUACUUUAAAAGCGAUGUAGAUCUAUAAAUAUUUAUCUUAAAUGCAAGCUAGUUAAACAGACAUGCUAAAUUAAUUGAUCUUUGUGCAAUUUAUAAUACUCUAUGAGGAUUCUGUUGUGUAGACAAGUCUUUUGAAAUAACAAAGAUGCAUUCGACUUGGUUUUGAACCUUUUUGCGAUAACUUACUAGUGUUGCCUGUUUUCACCAACAUCUCCUUUAAGGAAAAUUAAGGAACCCAUUGGUGACACUUAACCACUCAAGUCAAGGGCUAGUUUAGGUGAUAUGACAAGCUUACUGCCAUACUCAGACACAUUUAAUGUUUAAUCAAACAAUUCCUUAACACAAACAAUAAUUGUUAAAAAGCUGUUUAAGUAAUCAUUAAAUGUUUCUGAGUGCGGCAGUAAGUAUCUUUUAGUCAUGAGAUUGUUUAGACCAUGAGAUGGUUGGUCAAAACGGCCGUAAGUGUUAUAAUAUUUUUUGUGUUAUAAGUUAUAAUAGCACUCCUCUCACAAUUUAGAAUUAAUGGUGUAUCAUGUGGUACAUGGUAACAUGGUACAUCUAUAAAGCCUCAGAAAUAAGUCAUAAUUUAUUUUGGAUUUGUUUUGUUUAUGUUAUUGUUGUAAACUUUUAGCUCAUAUUUUUAUGAACAAAUAAAUAUAUUUUAUUAC
Molecule: messenger RNA, 2379 nt
Organism: Spodoptera frugiperda (fall armyworm)
Lineage: Eukaryota; Metazoa; Arthropoda; Insecta; Lepidoptera; Noctuidae
Gene: Las
Product: lipoyl synthase, mitochondrial
Exons: 8
Coding region: 1-1068 (355 amino acids)
Biological process (GO): lipoate biosynthetic process
Cellular component (GO): mitochondrion
Molecular function (GO): 4 iron, 4 sulfur cluster binding; lipoate synthase activity
Source: RefSeq, a predicted model, not a curated record